AGUCACCCAUCGAUCAGUCAAUCGCCACUCAGUCUACCGCUGUCCAUCACGACGAUAAGAUAUCCUGUCCGUCGUUAUUAGCACCCAGCAAAAGUGUAAAUUUCAUUCAUUAUUUAAAAAAGUGGUCAGCUAGUGGGAAAAGUCAGUGCCAACAAUAUGAAUAAUUUAAAACAUUUAGCGCUAGUACCAGUCCUAUUUUAUGUGAGCAGUGCUAUCGAUGUGAUAACGACACCCGAGAGUGUGAUCGCUACAGAGGGUCAGCGCCAGCUAAAUUUACUUUGCGAAACACCGGGAAAUCAGCCAGUUGAUUUCUGUAUAGUGAAGGUUCCCGGUACUAAGAGUCCUUUUGCUAGCAGUGAACGGCUACCAGCUCCGGUUCAGGGAAUCACGUUUUUCGGCGAAGGCUGGGCCAAAGGAUCCUGUGGAGUUACGUUGGAGACGGUGAAAGUGGAUCAUGAAGGAACAUUUGAAUGUAAGAUUUCAAUCGCUGGGAAGAGCUACAAGGGUACGAUCGACAUCGCCGUGCAGGGAGAAGCGGUUGCUCCCGAACCACCGGUGAUAGAAGUGAGUAGCAAUGUGGAUGGCACUGACGGAGAGUUUGAUUUCGGAAAACCAUUGACUGCUCGGUGUAUCUCACGGAAUGGAUGGCCUGGUGCGAAGUUAUCGUGGCAAUUAGACGGAAAGCCGCUGUCAAAAGAAUUAGGAGCUGCGUUCUCGGCUACUAGCAAGCAGAGGACAACCGUUCAGCAGUUCUACCGAAAAGCAGUGGCCGUGGAGGACAAGCGGUUGGUAUGUAGAGCUGAACAUGAGCGAUACCCGAAUGGGUUCAUGGAGACUGUUCUACCCAUCACACUGCGUCAAACGAGCAGAAAUGCUAACGAAAUUCAGGCCGACAAAUUGAAGGAAUCUGUGGUAAAGCCAUCGCCACCGGAGCUCAUUGUUUCAAGUGAUGUGCAAACCAGCAAAGGAGCAUUUAAAGUUGGAUCAGAUUUAGUAGUCGAGUGCGUUUCUCACGAUAGCAGACCUGCAGUCACUUUUGUUUGGUUCUUUGAUGACCACUUACUGUACGAAGGGUUAUCGACUCCAUUCAUGACGAAAGACUCGCAGGGGCUUGUAACCACGCAGCAAGUGCUUAGGCGAGUAGUGAAAGCCAGCGAUAACAACAAGUCGCUAAUUUGCAAAGCGCGACAUCCAGGUGGAACGAGCGACACAAGUCUCACGAUCCGGACUUACGGUUGAACUAUCGAAAACCCCUCGUCACCCGAUUUAGAUUAGUGUUUG
Molecule: messenger RNA, 1281 nt
Organism: Armigeres subalbatus
Lineage: Eukaryota; Metazoa; Arthropoda; Insecta; Diptera; Culicidae
Product: fasciclin-3-like
Exons: 5
Coding region: 157-1239 (360 amino acids)
Biological process (GO): cell-cell adhesion
Cellular component (GO): plasma membrane; cell-cell junction
Molecular function (GO): cell adhesion molecule binding
Source: RefSeq, a predicted model, not a curated record